AUGGCCGAUGACAUAACUAAUGACAAUACUUUAUCAAGACGAGGCCGAGGGCGACUCAGAGGUGUGAGGGUUUCUCAAGGUGCAGUAACCACGAGUCCGCGUGCUCGUGGAAGAGGAAGAGGGAGGGCGUCACCGGAUAACCCAAUAUCGCGAGGGAGAGGUGUCGUUGGAGGAGUUAAUUCUCCAGGUAGAUCUUUAUCACCCGAUCUUUCUGUUUCGGGACCUGAGGCUAUGGAUCUGGAAAGCCGGCCAGCAACCCCUCAAACAAGUAGAGCUCCCUCUCCAACACCAUCUCUUGCUUCGGUGUCUAGUGGCAUUAGGCGUUUGGGCUCAUUACAGCCAGAAUUACCACCUCCUGGAAGGUUGGCAUCGGUCAGGACAACACCAACCGGACACUAUUUUUUACCGACUUCUUCUAAAGUGACACUUCGUGGUACUCGGAGAAUGACUUUCGUGCCCACGGUGCCUUUGGCUCAUAGGCGCCCGCAGCCAACGAUAACCUCGGAUUCGAUUGUCCCAGAUUAUUUCGAUAAUCUUCACAACGAUAGUCCAUUGGGGGACAAUGGUAGCGGUCCCGUUUCAACACGAGGCAGAGGUACUUUUCAUUCAGUGAUUUUCUGGGAGUUGAUCAUCUUGUCGGAUGAAAUAUAUUUAUCUAUUUUAGGAUCGCGGGGUCGUGGGAGAUUUACGUCGGAUUUGGUGGCGUCUGGACCAUUUGCUUAUGGCUCAUCAAGUUAUCAACCCUUGGGCGCGAACAAUAAUGGCAGUGAAUUUGGUCAACCAAUCGUCGAAGAAAAGAAAAAUAGAUCGGAUCUUGCGGCAGAUUUCGAGUCAUUUCGGGACGAUCCAUGGGCCCCAGACAUGCUUUACACUUAUGACAAUGAAAAGGAUGACAAUGCCUCUGGUGUCUUAGAAGUGACAAUUAACAAAGGAAAAACUUUAUUUUUAGAGGAUGAAGAUGAUUUUAAUGGAAAAGAAGGUCCCCUACCUAAUGGUUGGGCAGCUGACGGCGAUCAGACAAUAGAAUUCGAUGAAAUAUUUGAGCAAUUCACGCAGCAUCCAUUGCCGACGGCCAGCAAGGAUGUUAUUACCGAAAAAUCAAAAGGCAAAACAACGGACAAGGUUAAAAUCACGGCAGAAAAGAUCAAGGGAAAGGAAAAGGAGGUAGACGAUAAUGUGGAUGUCGCCAAGGAUGACGAUAGUCCAGAAGGGAAAAUAGGGAAACUGGUUGUUCGCAGGUCUGGUAGGAUACAAAUGUUAAUCGGGGAUUUGGUAUUUGAUAGAAUGCAGUUGUAG
Acaulospora colombiana is the source of this 1296-nucleotide messenger RNA. The record is from the annotation of a GenBank genome assembly. NCBI's taxonomy places the organism in Eukaryota, Fungi, Glomeromycota, Glomeromycetes, Diversisporales, Acaulosporaceae.